Molecule: messenger RNA, 1092 nt
Organism: Gongylonema pulchrum
Lineage: Eukaryota; Metazoa; Nematoda; Chromadorea; Rhabditida; Gongylonematidae
Source: the annotation of a GenBank genome assembly
UGCGAAGAAUUGAAGAUGAACUGUUUGGUUGAUCGCCUUAUAGAUUUAGGGCAUUGGCCAUUGGCGAUAGCUAUCUGCCGGUACAUUAAAGAACCCUCAAAGAAAGGCAUACACCGUAUUGAAUCUGCGAAAUCUGAAAAGGAAGCAGGAAAGACGCCUAAUUUUAAAAGUUUAUCAGAAGUGAUUGCCAGCAAAUUCGCCGAUUACCCAGAAGUUAGCUUUGCAGAUGUGGCCAUGAAAGCUGCAGAUGCUAAUUUGAAUGAAUUGGCCGAAUUCCUGCUGGAGAAAGAAACACACCUCAGCAGGCAGGUGGAAAUGUUGUUGAAGCUGAACAAACCUGAGAGGGCUUUGGCAAAGGCGGCACGAAGCCAGAAACCCGAUUUGCGUAAGCAGCCAAAUGAAGCGAUUUUCUGUGUUCUGUUGAAUCCCAGAAAACGUAUCUGCACACUUAAUUCUUCACCAGUUUUAGUCCACUUUGUUCUGGCGCAUUUGAGACAAACACAGAAGAAAGAAGUCAUCGAUCAUUUGGUGCUCAAAUUACCGCCGGCGCUUUGUCUGUAUCAGGAUUACUUGAAGGAAGAAGCGCCUCGUCAUCUACUGGCUCUCUAUAUUCAAAAAGAUGAUUUCGCCCGUCAGACGCUCUAUUACUUGAAGGAGUCGCAAUCAACGCCUUGGAAUCCUUUUGACAAUAAGGAUAAAAUAGAUGGGUUACUGAAGGCCGAGAAGAGCUUGAUCAAUUUGAAGAAGCAAGCGACAGCACUGUUAGUCGCGGAAACCUCGGAACUUCUUCGGCUAUGCGAAACUUUAGAUGGGAAACCGGAUUUCAGUGAUGUUGACAGGACCAGUGUUAGAAGCGUUUAUAUGUGGUCUGUGGCACAUGAAGAAGAUAUUUUGGCUGAACAGCUGCGGAAGAACUUUAAAAUUCCGGAGAAGGCGUGCUAUAUGUGGAAGAUAGAAAGUUUUGCUCGGCAUAAGUUGUGGCAUCAUGUGGAAAGUUUAUUCAGGUCGAAAAAAGUCAUCACGAGUUACAUGGUAAUGCGCUUCACAGCUCCAUUCUACAAAUUAAUCGAAUAUGGAACUGAAUUCAUUUAA